GUCCGGCGGGGGAUCGAAUGUCUGGCCGGAAACUCGGCGCAUCCGCCCGCUGUUCUCGCUGUCAGGAGGCAUCGGGAAACUGAAGAGGGGGAGGCAACGUGUUGUGAAUACAGAAGAGCGCAACUAUUGACACCUCGAGCCCACCAGUCUGCCGCGCGCCUGGAUAAAGCGAAAAGGACAUCGGAUACAGGAAUCGGCUUCACAUCCAGCAGUGACUCAGCCACAAUCCGCAGAUGCGUAUUUGACAGCUGAGUAUCUUCUCCUUAUCUUUUUAUUGGGGGGGGGGCUCCAUCCCUGAGGUGAAAUCUGGCUGUCUGCCAGCGGGUCUCCUCGAAGCGCACAGGAAACAAAUAGAGCUGCCCAAAUAAUAAAACAAACUAAGAAAGAAAGACACCACACAGAGACCCGUCUGUGGCUCUGAUAUGCUCUAAGUGUUGUUUUUUUUUUCAUUGGACUGGACCUGUAUCAUGGCUUCGCUGUACCAGAGAUUCACCGGGAAGAUCAAUACCGCCAAUUCCUUCCCGCACCCACCUGAGGCCAGCCGGCUCCUCGGCGGACAGGUCGCAGACGAGGAGAACGCGGUGAAGAGCCCGCAGCAGCAGGUCGUCGACGGCAGGGCUCACGUGCCGUACCGCAAGAAAUGCGUGCGGGAGGAUGAGGCUGACCUUGUGGGCAGCGCGCCGCCUCAGAGGAACUGGAAGGGGAUCGCCAUCGCCCUGCUCGUCAUCCUCAUCAUCUGUUCCCUGAUCGUCACCUCCGUCAUCCUGCUGACGCCUCGGGAAGAUGACAGCCUUGCCCUUAAAAAGAAAGUGACGAUCGAGGAUGUCUUCGGUCCGGACCUUCACAUCCAUGACCCCGACGCCAAGUGGCUCAGCGACAAUGAGUUGCUGUAUCGUACGAGGGACGGGAACGUUAUCAAGCUCAACGCUGACACAAAGGAGGGAAUCGUCGUCGUGCCCAACCAGUUGUUUGACAGAUCUAAGGCCGACAAGUACCAAGUAUCUCCAGACAUGCUCCACGUGUUGUUCGCCUUUGACGUGAAACCGAUCUACCAACACUCCUACGUGGCCAAGUACAUUAUUUACAGCCUGGUGACGCAGGAAACUUGGCCCCUGAAUCCUCCUGAGGUGCAUGAGGCCGGCCUGCAGUACGCCGGAUGGGGACCCCGGGGCCAGCAGCUGAUCUUCAUAUUUGAAAACAACAUCUACUACAAAACGACAAUCGAGAGCCGAGCGCUCCGCCUGGUUUCCACCGGUCAAGAGGGACUCGUCUUCAACGGCCUCGCUGACUGGCUGUACGAGGAGGAGAUCCUUCAGACCCACAUCGCCCACUGGUGGUCUCCAGAUGGGCUGCGGCUGGCCUACAUGACCAUCAACGACUCACUGGUGCCGAAGAUGGAAGUCCCAUUUUUCACAGGAAUGCCGUACCCUGCCAACCUGGAGUAUCACUACCCAAAGGCCGGGGAAGAAAACCCUGUAGUGCACCUGUCCGUGGUGAGCCUCAACGGACCUCUGCACACGGUGGUGAUGAAGAAACCUGACGACCCCCGGAUAGGGAGGGAAUAUUACAUCACCAUGGUGAAAUGGGCCACCAGCACCAAACUGGCCGUCAACUGGCUGAACAGAGCGCAGAACAACUCGAUCCUGACGCUGUGCGAGGCCACAACUGGAGUCUGCAUCAAGAAACAUGAGGAUGAGAGUGAGAGCUGGUUGCACAGACAGAAUGAAGCGCCGCUCUUCUCCCAUGGCGGCCACAAGUUCUUCUUCACCCGAGCGAUACCUCAGGGUGGGAGAGGAAAGUUUUUCCACAUCUCCAUGUCUACCUCAUUGCCUAACACAAGCACAGACAUCCUCCAGUCCCUGACCUCUGGAGACUGGGACAUCACCAGCAUCUUGGCCUACAAUCAUGAAAGAAACCUCAUAUACUUUCUGAGCACAGAGGAUGACCCCAAGCGACGGCACCUUUACAGCGCCGACACAAUCCCCCCCUUCAACCGCUGCUGCCUGUCUUGUGAGUUCAAGUGCGGCUACGUGGACGUUUCGUUCAGCCACAACAUGCAGUACUUCCUACUCAACUGUAAAGGACCAGAUAUACCGAGUGUGGCAAUCUACAGCACAGAGGACAAACAGAAGGUGUUCGACGUGGAGACAAACGCCAGAGUAAACCACACGUACAGCAACAUGCAGAUGCCCAAGGUCGAGUACAAGACCCUCACCAUAGAAGACUACACGCUGACGAUGCAGAUCCUGAAGCCAGCUGGAUUUGUAGAUACCGCCCACUACCCCUUACUGCUGCUGGUGGACGGUACGCCCGGGGGACAGAUGGUGACGGAGCGGUUCCAGGUGGACUGGGACACGGUUCUGGUCAGCAGCUUCAGCACCAUCGUCAUCCGCUUUGACGGCCACGGCAGCGGUUUCCAGGGCACCAACCUCCUCCACAAAGUGCGGAGGAGGCUGGGGAAGUUAGAGGAGAGGGACCAGCUGGAGGCCCUCAGGGUCAUUUCCGAAGAAGCCUACAUCGAUAAGAACCGAAUUGGAGUUUAUGGAAAGGCGUAUGGAGGAUAUUUAGCCACGAUGCUCUUGAGCUCUGAAGAUCCUACCCAACUCAAAUGUGGAACGGCAGUCUCGCCCAUCACGGAUUUUGAGCUUUACGCAUCUGCCUUUUCUGAACGAUACCUCGGCUUAAAGACAGAUUCCCGCGUAUACACGAAUGCAAAUUUAGCACAAAGGGCGGUUCAGCUUCUGGAAAAACAGUACCUGAUAAUUCACCCGACUGCCGACGAAAAGGUUCACUUUCAGCACACAGCCAAAUUCAUCAACCAUCUAAUCAGCGAGAAAGCCAACUACACUCUACAGAUCUACCCAGACGAAGGACACUUUCUGAACAGUGAGGGGACGCAGCAGCACCUGAGCCAGUCUCUGGUCAACUUCUUCGAGGAGUGUUUCCGGGUGCCGGAGGUGCUGAAGGACGACCAGCAGGAGGAGGACGACGACAGUUAAGCCUGCUCCCCCUGAGCACCCCCCGGCCCCUUCACACCGACCCCCACCCGGGCCAGUUACUCAAGCACAAUAUGCAACAGAUCUCUCUCUCGACCCAGUCGACCCACAACCCCCUAUCCAAUCUGACUUUAGCUAUGAAACGCAGACACGAGCAUGUGCUACCCGGGGGGGACGACUCUCCUUCCCUGAGCUGGAAACCAGUCAGACGUUGAAAUAAAUCUCUGAUGUGUGAUGUGGAAACAAAGAUUUGAAUAAAUGGACUAGUGCUCUCUCUAGUGGACAAAUAGAGGAUCAACGUGAUGCCCAUUUUUUGACAUUGACCUGUCUUCAAGUGAGCCCUUUGCAGCACAAACUACCCCCCCCUCCCCCCACAAAAAUCCAUUUAUUACCAUGAGAUGUAACUUUUGAGAGGCUGACACUUUCCCAUAACCUUUGCAAACUGACUUCCUGAUUGUUGGUCUGAUAACUGCUACUUGUUUCUCCGAAUCCCUGCUCGUUGUCUCACAGUAGUACCGUGGAUGUCCGGCUGCAUCAGGUCAUUUCGUUGCUUCAUAAAACGAGGGCACAUUUAAACAUCUCCCUCGCCCUGUACAUGUGGAUCGAACUCUUCUUUUAGUCACUGUGCCUUAAUGUGGGUGAAUGUUCAUGUUAGGAGCCCACACGAUGCUGAGGAGUGAUCCUUUGUCCGAAACUGGUUGGAAAAUGUUAAGUAUGAAUCAUUUUUUAUCUAAGACCAUGGUGGAAAAGGUGAAUAUGAACUACCGUGUCUGCUUGAAAGACUACUUGAAGAGUUAUACCCAAACAAAUGUUUAAUAAUAUUUCGUUUGCAGAUCUUUACCUCCCAAACUUGCAUACUAGUGAGUCAACUAUGAUGAACCUUCGUUAUUUUGUGAUUUUCUUUGCCUUGUGUGUUAAAUGGCUUGACUCCUCUCUCUCCCCCCCCCCCCCCCCCCCACAUGUCUGUUCUGUCAGUAUUGUCAGUGGUUUCUAGUCAGCUGAUGUACAAAGUGUAUAAAUCUUAUAUUGUUUAAGUCUUCAUGUUGUAUGUGCAACUUGUAUAUAAAGCAUUUUGAAAUGUU
Messenger RNA from Platichthys flesus (European flounder), 4078 nucleotides. Its product is annotated as dipeptidyl aminopeptidase-like protein 6. Bases 468 to 2999 code for a protein of 843 amino acids. The transcript is spliced from 26 exons. The record is from RefSeq and is a predicted model, not a curated record. Gene Ontology annotation, biological process: proteolysis. Lineage: Eukaryota; Metazoa; Chordata; Actinopteri; Pleuronectiformes; Pleuronectidae. Gene Ontology annotation, molecular function: dipeptidyl-peptidase activity; serine-type peptidase activity.